Marasmius oreades (fairy-ring Marasmius) is the source of this 1978-nucleotide messenger RNA. RefSeq lists its product as uncharacterized. Gene Ontology annotation, molecular function: DNA-binding transcription activator activity, RNA polymerase II-specific; transcription cis-regulatory region binding. Gene Ontology annotation, cellular component: RNA polymerase II transcription regulator complex; nucleus. Lineage: Eukaryota; Fungi; Basidiomycota; Agaricomycetes; Agaricales; Marasmiaceae. Bases 170 to 1744 code for a protein of 524 amino acids. The transcript is spliced from 3 exons. The record is from RefSeq and is a predicted model, not a curated record.
CCAUAAUGUACCGACUGUCUGGUAUGCAAAUGCAGAGCCGAUAAUGCCGAGAUCCGAGUCAGGAUUAUCUUAUCAGACCACAUCGACCCAUCGCUCUCUUUUGCUUUCCCCAUCUUAUUAAAACUCGUCGCUCUCUUUCCUUGCUCUUUCCCUCAAAUUUGUCUCUUCAAUGACUUCACCGGUUUUAACUGCCUCUACAUCUACGACCUUGUAUGCUGUCCCCUCUAAGGAAUGGGUCAUACAACCGAAACCAAAGCCAGGUCGGAAGCCCAAGAAGGACGCAAGCGCGACCCCCGUCGAGGACCCGGACGGUAAGGGUCGCCGAGUUCAGAACAGGGCUGCUCAACGAGCCUUUCGCGAACGGAAGCAGUCACAGCUUGCAGAACUACAGGCCCGAGUUCAAUCAUAUGAACAAGGUGAAAUCGAGCGCAACGUCGCUCUCCAAAACAUUGCCAAACGUUUAAAGGAGGAGAAUGAGUCUCUUCGUCGGGAGAACACCAUGCUCAAGGAAACCAUCGACAAAAUGGAGAAGGAGUACCAUAACGGAUUUAAUACCGACAAAAAAUGGUUGAAAGAUGAUUCUCCUACCGCAUGUUCAUCGCGGUUUACAGCGAGGAAACGCCCUAGGAUCGACGAUGACUCGCAGGACACGAUCACGCUCUCCCACAUUACACCGUCGUUCUCCUCGGCGUCGCCCGUAUCCAUGGCCUCUUCUCUAGAAUCUUCGCACUCACCCUUCUCUCCAAUCCCGUUAGACUCUCCUCGAGGUAACCCACCCCUCCACAAUCUCAUCAACCUGUCUCUUCCUGAGAAAGGAGACAGUUUUGUCAGUUCCGUGCUUCCUGCUUUCAGUGGCUGUGGGCUCUGUAGCGAUGGAACAUCCUGUGUUUGCCGCGAGGCCCUACAAAAUCCCAUAGCAGUGGCACCUCCACCUCCUACCCUGAAAAUCGAGGCGUUUGAGCCGGCGCAGCCUCCCACUAUCAUCAGGAUCGGGUCUCCAAUGGCCUCUACAAUCCUAGAUAACCUUCCAGAAGUCAAACCAGCUGUACCUCUUCGCCGCCGACACAAUGGAGCUACGUCGAAUCCUAUUUUUACUGUAGUUUCUCUUUCAUCUGGGGAAAAGCCCACUUGCUCUGGCGACCCCGACAAUUGUCUCGCCUGUGCCGACGAUUCAUUUGGGAAAGCAUUCUGUGCAGCUCUCGGCGAAUCGAUUGCAGCACAGUCAUCUAUGUCUUCGUCUUCUUGUGGUAAUUGCCCAUGCGGACCACGCAAUUUCGGAGUGAACCCUGCAGUCGUCAGCCUUUCAAGUUCUCCCGAUUCACUUUCUCCCGCCCCCACGCCUCCUCCACCCUGCAACGAGGACAUGGAAACGAUACCAACAGACGAUGCAUGGAGACAAUUGAAGGCACACCCAAAUGUCGCCUUCGCAGACCUCGCGCUUCUGGCUGAUGUGGUUGCAAGGCGUUCGAAGUGUACAGGUCCUCGAGUCGUGAUAUCUCCAGCUCCUGGCACUGUCACACCUGAACGUGUGUCUUCUCCAGCUGGUGGCGACGCGCAACCUAUUCUUUUAACGGACCCUCAUGCACACUAUCGCGAGCAGGAGCGGGCCCGAAGUACUUCAUCUCCUCCUCCACAACUUGUACCCCAGGAGAUAUUGUUGAAGUGUGGCCAAGAGAGGGUCCGAGAAGUCCAAGCCGCUGGUGUUCGCGAUGCACUCCGACUGCUCGACGCGAAGUUCUCGUGAAGCAUUUUUGCAUGAUUGUCCAAAACUUAUUCGUAAACUAUUGAUUAUCUCUAGCGCAUUACUCAAACUGGUUCAUUUUAUCAGCAAUCUUAUUUGUACAUCCAUCUUGUUCCACAAUAUAACGUUCCCAUGCCUUCAGAAGUCGAGCGAUUUGCUGGUGCAUUGCAAUCCGUUCAGCUCUCGAAAGUGGAUGAAGUGAUCUGCGGUCAUGACCCUGUAUUGAGCGAAAAGCUG